CGGAUGCCUCCGAUUUGCAAUGCCGAACGCAGCGUAUGUAUAAAGUUCAUUAUCCUGGUGAGAAAACACGUGACCAGAACUACUGUAGCAGUUGGUCAUUAUCGGUCACGUGUUGUUUACCGCUGAAAUUGAACGUCAACGUAAAAAGGCACCUUGAGUGAUAUGUUUUGCACAUUUGCUCUUUCGUACUUCGCUGAACUAUCUGAUAUAUAUGCAAUGACUACGAUAGCGCACUUGCACAUUGAAGUGAUUAAUAUCAUUUUAUGCGAUGAGAGCAUCAGCUUUAAGGAUAUUAUGAGUUUAGCUUUCUCAUGCAAGAAAUUUUACAACUUAUUAACCACUGACAAUGCAUUUUGGCGGAAGAAAUUUUAUCAGAGAUGGCCUUAUCUAAGAGAAGAAUAUGACGAACAUCUGCGCCUAGAAAAUAAAAGUUUUCUUGAACAAGUAAAAGCGGGUGUAAAAUGUAAGAAAGAAUUAUGGCAUUACUUGUCGCUGAUGUGUAUUCACCAACGCUUUGGCAAAUUGGCUGAUUUUGAUGUUGAUUUUACGCAUUUUCAUUCACUGUUUGAUCCAGAUAAAAGCGCAUCUUUUAUGAAUUAUUAUUUCUUUGUAAAUGAGCUGACAAACUUUCUUACAGAUCCUCCAAUGAAAUCCGAUUUCAGACUAACAUUAUGCAUAAAGAAGCUUUUUUUAUACCUGCAGCGUUAUCGUUUAAAGAAGAAAAUGCACGAAUUUCUAAAUUAUCCUGAGAAACAACAGAUUUUAGAAAAAGCAGCCUUCAUUUUAGCACAAUGGUAUCAACCCCAAAAAUGUAUGUCUUACUUGUAUGUGAGUACGUCACUGCAGAAGAUUGCAGAGCAGGUAUUGGAGUGCCUUCGAAAAGAAAAUCCGGCGCAUUCAAUAUUCUCGAUAUCAGAAGAGCAGCUUUUCCUUUGGGCAGACAAUAAUAUCGAUGACAAUCAUUGGAAUAGCAUAGAAGGAAGACAGAUUAUAGAGAGUCUUUGUAAAGUUUUAUAUAAUUUAGAUUUUCGUAAAGCUAUUUACAAAUUUGGGUGUAGGAGAUACAUUCUUCAAUACUCUUAUAUAGAUUGCGUUUUACAAGAUAAAAUUGGUACUACGAUAAUUCUGGCAACAAUAUAUCACAGUGUGGCGAGAAGACUUGGAAUACGCUGCGAUAUAAUAUUCCAUAAACCUAAUAUGGACUAUUUGUUAUGCUGGAGAGCGAAAUAUCAUACCACGAAUCUCAAAGAAAAAGAAUGUUUUUGUAUUGACUUCAGGCGUGAUGAAGAAACCGUGAGUACAAAUUACUGCCCUACAAUUAAUAGUGCAAAAUAUGGUAUUAAUGAGUAUACGAAGGAAAGUCCUGUAAAGGUGAUGACAUAUAUGAAUAUUGAUUUGUAUUUAAAAAGUGAACCCAAAGUAUUUAUACGACAGUCAUAUCAGGAAUUACGGUCUCUAAUAAACCAGAUACACUUGUAAUUGAAGAACUAGGUCUCAUAUAUGUACAGCAUCAGACGGAUUUAUCCAAUCUCAUGGUUAUGUUGCAGAAGAUUCAGAUACCCUGAUGGAAAUAUUUUUCUGAAAAUUUAACGAAAUUUUGCUGAAAUGUAUUUGAAAAUUUCUCUCAAUUGACU
Messenger RNA from Linepithema humile (Argentine ant), 1634 nucleotides. Its product is annotated as F-box only protein 21-like. Gene Ontology annotation, molecular function: protein binding. Lineage: Eukaryota; Metazoa; Arthropoda; Insecta; Hymenoptera; Formicidae. The record is from RefSeq and is a predicted model, not a curated record.